Cinclus cinclus is the source of this 953-nucleotide messenger RNA. It is a transcript of the gene NRSN1, whose product is annotated as neurensin 1. Gene Ontology annotation, biological process: nervous system development. The coding region runs from base 366 to 953 and encodes 195 amino acids. Gene Ontology annotation, cellular component: neuronal cell body; neuron projection; transport vesicle. NCBI's taxonomy places the organism in Eukaryota, Metazoa, Chordata, Aves, Passeriformes, Cinclidae. The transcript has 2 exons. The record is from RefSeq and is a predicted model, not a curated record.
UGCUGGAUUUUGUUACCUGGCAUAUCCUGCUUUUUUCAGUCUCCAUGGAAACACAGUGGCACAUUAGUGUGAAAGAUGGGGAGUGAGCACCCUUUGUACGGGAGUGAAUGUUCCCUGCAGCACCUUUGGGCUGUGCUGUGCCAAGUCUCCGAGUUCCUUGAGUUCACUUGAGCUGAGUCACUGCAUGCAACUGUACUCAGCUCAUUUUUUGGUUUGGAAAAAUAUGAAGGAAAGGUUUCUCCUGGGCCAUUUUUUUUGUUUGUUUUUUUUUUCAUCAGAUCUGGAGAGUUUGCAGCCAUCUUUGCUCUCCCACCACACCAAUAGUGAUCUGCUUUGUGUGAAAUCUCUCAUUGCAGGUAGGAAGGAUGAGCUCCUAUGCUGACAUCUGCGGAUCCAAGCACGCGCAGGGCAGCACCGAGGGAGGGUACCAACGCUAUGGAGUUCGGUCCUACCUGCAUCAGUUUUAUGAGGACUGCACAGCUUCAAUCUGGGAGUAUGAGGAUGAUUUUCAGAUCCAGAGAUCGCCGAGCAGGUGGAGCUCUGUAUUCUGGAAGGUCGGACUCAUCUCUGGGACGGCUUUUAUGCUGAUAGGUGUAGCUGUUCUUGUAGUGGGUUUUCUUGUGCCACCGAAAAUCGAAGCCCUUGGGAAGGAUGAUUUUGUUGUUGUGGAUACCCGUGCGGUUCAGUUCAAUGGGUCCCUUGAUAUAUGCAAGCUGGCAGGAGCAAUCUUGUUCUGUGUUGGAGGGUCCACUGUGGCAGCAUGUCUGCUGAUGUCUGCUUUUGCUAAAAGUUACUCCAAAGAAGAGAAGUACCUCCAGCAAAGAUUUAAAGAGAGAAUAGCUGAUAUAAAAGCCCAUGCAAACCCUGUCACAAAAGCGCCAGCACCAGGAGAAUCAAAGAUACCUGUCACUUUGUCCAGAGUUCAAAAUGUCCAGCCUUUGUCUGAAACCUGA